This is a messenger RNA of Amoebophrya sp. A120, 2442 nucleotides long. The record is from the annotation of a GenBank genome assembly. NCBI's taxonomy places the organism in Eukaryota, Dinophyceae, Syndiniales, Amoebophryaceae.
CGCUCCGGAACGACGUUUUUGCAAGUGAGACACUUCAAAUUAUUGUUCCCGAAGCGGUUCCGUUUUGACUUUUUCUCUAUCGAGAUCACGUGAUCAUGCGCCGGAGCGGAGCUGGUGCUCCCAGGAGAUCUUUCAACUCGGCAACGAGGCUCCUGCUGUCGCAUUUGGCAGGAGCACUGCUCCGCGCGGCCUUAUUUCCCAGUCCGAUUUUCUUUUCCCUCUCCGCCACUGCCGUCCCAGUUCAUCCGCCCACCGGCGCGAGCGACACACAGCACUCCGGCGCGACGAGCUCCACCAGUAUUCAUGUUAUCGAUCUUAAGGGCGUUUCCGGGAAAAGGUUUUCCGGCGACCGAAUCCGGACGAGCAACGUGCCUUUGAAUUUUCAGGGCGUCCGGCAAUCCGACCUGCGGCACGAGCGCGAACACAAGAAUUGCGCCAAAUGGAUCGUGGUCACGAGCAUUUUCCCGCCCUCCGACGCGGUGCGAAAGCUGGGCGAGAUGACGAAGAAGGGCUGGUGCUUCGUCGUUGUUGCGGACCAGAACGGGCCAAAAGAUUACGACGACGUGGAAGGGGUUGUUUAUCUCACCGUGGAGCAGCAGAAGCGAUUGCACUACCACAUUAUCGACAUCCUCCCAUGGCGCCACUUCGGGCGGAAAAACAUCGGUUUCCUGUACGCGAUCGAGCACGGUGCGCAAGUGAUCUACGACACGGACGAUGAUAACAGGAUAAAGGAACUAGACAUACCCAUCUGGGGAUCUUCAUCUUCGGCAGGGGCUUCGACUGUUGCAACAUCACAAACACCAACUACAGAAUCCUCCUCUAGUACUUUGGGCGCCAAAGAGUACGUCCCGUUGAUGACGUACACGCCGGACCCCGCGUCUCGCCGGGGGAAUUCCGCGGAGGAGUACUACACCAACGUGAUUGAAACCUUCCAAAAGACCGGCGGUGCCGCGGGGAGGGUCGUAAACACGUACUUGGACUUCCAGCCGAGCUGCGGUUUAAGGAUUUGGCCGCGCGGAUACCCGCUGGACCACAUCAACGACGUGCACGAUUCGAUUCUGAUCCCGUAUAAUUCAUCCAUGAGCUCGACAAGUAGCUCUUCUCCUGGUCCGCAAGCUACUCGUGCCGCCGGUAGUACAGCUACAAGAAACAAACCCCCUGCCGUCCAACAGUUCCUCGCGGACGAGGACCCGGAUGUGGAUGCCAUAUACCGGCUGACGGGAAAACUCCCGUGCCGGUUCGAGGAGAAAAAUAAGGGGAUCGUCGUCCCGAAGGGCAAGUUCACACCCUACAACGCGCAGUGUGUGGUAAAUCUGCAACCCGCGUUCUGGGCGUUGCUGUUACCGGUGACGUAUGCAUUGCAAAAAUAUCGCACUAGUGUGAACUGCAUUACAAAUUCAUGACAGAUGGAUAUGCAAUUUGUCAUGCGGUUUUACCUUGGAAUGGAGAUUUGUCAUGCAUGAUUGCGAUUACUACGAGUACGAGCACGAUACUUUUGCAAUGCAUAUCACGGUGAACGGUCGCGUGUCCGAUAUUUGGCGGAGCUACAUCGCGCAGAAAUUGCUCUGGGAUAUCGACGAGGUAUCUAUCAAAUGAGAGACAAUUUCAUCCUCAAGAACAUUGAUUUGUCAUGCUGGCUGCCCGAAGUAUCAACGACAACGACUCUUAGUCGUCCGCAUGCAAUACAAAUCCCGUAAAAAAAAACAGCACGUCGCGUUCAUGCCCGCCCAUGUCGUCCACGACCGGGUCUUCCACGAUUACCUGAAGGAUUUCCAAUCCGAAUCGGAUCUCUACCUCAAAUCCGCCGCGCUAGUGAAAUAUGCAUUGCAAAAGUAUCGUACUAGUAUAAAUUGCAUUGCAAAUUUUGGCAAGAAGAGAAGUGGAAUUUGUAAUGCUGUUUUACCUUAGGAAGAGGAUUUGUCAUGCAUAUUAGCAAUUAGUGCGAGUGCGAUACUUUUGCACAGGAUAUGAAAUUCCUGUCCCAGUGGACGAGCGCCGCGCCGACGCUCGUGGAACGGAUAGAGCAGCUGUGGUCGGAGUUGUACGAGCGAGGUUUCAUCGAAGUUACCGAUUUAAAACUGGCCCAGGCGUGGAUCCGGGAUUUGCUCGCGCUGGGGUACCGUUUUCCGGAUUUACAAAUCCCGAAGAUCCUGUCGCGCGAACACCUCGCGGCGCACCAUGCGGAAUUGUAGAGUGCUUUUUGUGUAGGUGUAGCUGAAUGGUGAAGACAAAUGUGACCAUUCCGGCGCAUUGCGAUUGUGAAGUACGUAUCAAAGAAGUUCUUGAAGUUCUUGUUAUUUCUGAGAUGGACAUAGGCACGAUCUGAACCUUGUUAAGCGCGGGGAGACGCUAUUGAACUAUUCAGGGUUGACGUAGAAUACGCAAGUUUUAGAAAAGGCUCAUCCCCAUUGCUGAUGAAAAUUGUACGAUCAUGUUCAUCCC